Messenger RNA from Vitrella brassicaformis, 1855 nucleotides. The record is from the annotation of a GenBank genome assembly. NCBI's taxonomy places the organism in Eukaryota, Vitrellaceae.
CCAGAGUUCUGCCUUUCCGACAUCAAACAUCUCACCAAUGCAUGUUAUCGACCUACCUGAGCUGCCAGCUCGAGCUGGGGAGCACCAAGAGGGCGUGGAAAGGGACGCUCACCGGCGGAGUUUGUCGGUGCCUACGCAGGGACAAUCGCCGGAGAGGAAGAGGAGCUGGAUAGAGAACAAGGGCGCCACCCUCUCUUUCAACCUCGGCAACACACACGCUGAGAUCACCCUCCCCUACCGCCGCACCUGCAGCCUGGAGGUGCCUCUGGACCAGUAUGUGGCGCAGGCCAAGCCCAGCGAGACGUUUGAUCGGUGUCCGAGGAACGUGCGCUUCGUCACGGCAAGCCUCAUCAGUCUAUACCUCGUGAGAUGCGGGGAAAGAGGGGACAAGUGCAUGCAGGGUGGAGAUGUGGUGUGUGUGUGUCGUGUCUCCCUCUCUCUCUUGGCUUCAGAUGGUGUAUGUGUUGUUCACCCUUGAAGGUCCCGCCAGCCGUGGGGAGAGGUGGCUGUACUUCAUCAUCGCCGCCAUGACCCUUCUCUCAUUCGUCAUCACCGUGUACGCACAUCGACAGGACCCCCCAACACGCAUACAGACUUUCUGUCUCCGCUGCUGACGUUCAUGUAGGUCUGCGGCUCUGACAGGCGACGGUGUGGACGCCCGCCUGAGCACACAGGUGGCCUGGGGCGCCUUCCGCAUGCUCCUCUUCCAGGUGGUCGUCCCCAUCGUCAUGGCCUUCUCGCCGUGGUCCCUCCGGGGCCUCUUCGGCCUCCACACCGUCCUGGCAUUCACAUUCGCCCUCCUCCCAUACGACAGCUUCUCCGCCCCGCGCAAACUGACGAGUGACGACGACAGGCACUGCCCUUUGUGCCCCCCAAUGCUCACCGCCAGAUGCCCAUACACACUUCGGCUGUUCGUGAGCACGUGGGCGCCGAUCCUGGCUCUGACGGCCUCCACGAGGGCUGCGGCGGGUCUGGAUGAGGGCGGCAAGGGGUCGGCGCUCGCCGUGAUGGUCAUGUCCUACAUGCAGGCCAUCAACAUGCACCUGGCACUGGUGGCCAUCGAGCCUUCGGCGGCAUUCACCUCUCUCAGAGCCAUCAUUGCCACAGGCAGGCGGGGGAAAUGCACACACGACCUCGAGGCACAGAGGCAGCGAGACACUCUGUCAUCUCUGUCUGUUUGUGUGGGUGGCUUUUGGUGUUUGUCUGUUAGUGACGGACAUUCCUGUGUCUGUGGUAUUGAUCCUGGGCUACCCCCUCCCUCCCGAGGAGUAUCGGCUCUGCGGCUCAGCUGCCUUCGCGUCCCUCGUGCACCUCUUCCACGCCCUCGUGGAGAGCCUGGUCUUCGCACUCUUCCUCAAGCCGCCCACGGUCGCCCUCCCACCACCAGUAGCAGCAACAGCAGCGGAAGAGACGGGCGAUCGGGAAAUCGAGCCCCACGAGAAGGACCCAGCCCUCGGGAAGGAGGGCGGGAGGAGGGGCAGGGCCUCAUUCGACUCACAGGCCAGCACCGCACUCGACGAGACAUUCGAUGGGAUACGCAACAGGGGCUCGGUGGACUCUCUCGGUGCCCUCGAGUUCACUUUUGAUAAGGCGGAAGAGACGGGCGAGGCGUACGCCGACUAUUUCUCGCCUCGGCCGCCUGCGGCGAGUGUGAUAUACGGCCGGGUGGGGGGCCGCCUGGAGCCCGUGGUUGAGGAGGGUCUGAGGUACACCAACGAGGGGAUGGCAGUGACUGCGGGCGACACCAGCUUCAUUGGGAGGAGAGGGGUGUGAGUGAGACACGCAUUCCGCGAUCUCGUGUGGGUGGUUGAAUGAAGUGGGGUGCAUGUCUUGGUUGCUUGGGGGCGUCGGGAUU